CUUAAAGCGAAAAACCCCAAAAACGAAGUCGAAAACAACCACGAAGAAUCUCGAACCCUCGCGCGCUCUCUCCCCCGAUCCCCUCCCCUUCCCCCUCCUCCUCCUCCUCCUCCUCCUCCGACUCCGAGCUCUAAUGGCGACGAGCUCCGAGCUCAAGCUACGAGGAGGGGCCAUGGCCCCCUGAGUUCGACCCCUUCCCUCGCCCGAUCUUCGCCCCCGCCGCCGUAGACUUCGGAUUCGACUCCGACGAGGUGAAUCGAGCUAUGCCGGAGAACGAGGCCGGAGCCGCCACGUCAGCAGACGACGGCGCUGUGGCGACGGCGGCGGCGGCGCCGCCGCCGGGGAAGCAUCAGAUCUCGGCCGAGCUCAAGCGGUUGGAGCAAGAAGCUCGAUUCCUCGAGAAAGAGCUGGAAGAGGUCGAGAAAACAGAGAAGGUUUCAGCGGCAUUACAAGAAUUUCUAUUUAAAGUAGAAAACAAGCCAGACCCUCUACUCCCAGUAACUAAUGGACCCGUGAACCCAUCUUGGGACAGGUGGUUUGAAGGACCUCAAGAUAUGCGCCGAUGCAAAUGCUGGAUUAUGUAAUUAUCUGUGCAAGAAAUUCUUAGAUAUGCAUUGACGCAGAUGCUACAUAAUGUGAUUAUUAGCGAGAGAACUCGUCAGGAGAUAUAUUGUUCCAGAUUUUUUGUUUUUUUUUUCCCUUCCAUUUGCCAUUAUGUUUGGCAAAAGGAGAAUAUUUCCUUUUUGGCGCAAGAAUGUGCAUUAUUCGAUGACCCAUCAGAGUACAAUUUGAUACACAUCAUCUGACAUCUUGUUUACAGCAUUACGACGAAAAGAGCUAUAGAAAUAUUUGUAGCAAACAACAACUCGGCAAAACGAUGCUUCUUGAACAACUUGGAGUGGCUAGAGAUUUUGCGGUAAGCGUCUUUGAAUUAAGCUGUUUAAAGAAGUAUUGAUAGUUUUGCCAUCAGUUUCCCACUCCUUGCCACUUGAAUUGCUUGUUUCUUUAUUUUUGGCCAUAUUUGUUCAGUUUUGGUCUCAUUUAAUGCAUGGAUGAGACAACUUUGAAACCACAUGAUUUUGUUUCCCAAUACUGCAA
Ananas comosus (pineapple) is the source of this 1098-nucleotide messenger RNA. RefSeq names its product guanine nucleotide-binding protein subunit gamma 1-like. The coding region runs from base 264 to 584 and encodes 106 amino acids. Gene Ontology annotation, biological process: G protein-coupled receptor signaling pathway. The transcript is spliced from 4 exons. The record is from RefSeq and is a predicted model, not a curated record. Lineage: Eukaryota; Viridiplantae; Streptophyta; Magnoliopsida; Poales; Bromeliaceae.